Molecule: messenger RNA, 10836 nt
Organism: Cherax quadricarinatus
Lineage: Eukaryota; Metazoa; Arthropoda; Malacostraca; Decapoda; Parastacidae
Source: RefSeq, a predicted model, not a curated record
AUGGAUUCGGACGAGUUAGCUGACGUAAACAAACUUGCUGUACCUACCUGUUUGGUUACUGAACUCAGGUGGGAGUGUGAACGUAGCUCUCUGUUGGGGCUUGGCAAGGGGGUCCACCCGAUCUAACUGGACACUUCAAGUUUCUAUCUCUAUUUACAAAGGAACUUUUGUUACUUUUCUCUCAUCUCUCAGCCUUGGGCAAAAAAAAAAAAAAAUCGUACCAUCAAGAAACUGGGCAGUUUUCGGCCUAUGGUGUCAGUGGCCCUGAUAAACCCAACAAGGAAGAAAAGUACCUGCCUGUUAAUGUGUGCGGGGGUCGAGUCUUGGUCCUGAACGUUAUAAAAGAUAACCAUGGAGACUACAAGAAAAGAAUCGCUAUUUUUCUCCUAUUUUAAGAUCACAGCAGUUGUUGCCCUUUAUUGGACAGUGUCCAUAACAUUGGUAUUUGUAAACAAGACACUCCUAGGUGGCUCGUCUAUGGGAGACAAAGAUGCUCCGUUAUUUGUAACUUGGUUCCAGUGCAUUGUAACUACUGCUGCGUGCCUGUUCUUCGCAUACACCACAAAAUUAUUUCCUAGUAUAAUUAAUUUCCCUGAAGUUGGAAAUAUAGAAAUACCAAAAGCUAAAAAGGUAUGUAAAGUGUUUGAUUUGCUUAUUUUGUUUACAAUUCUGUAUUUUCAUAAAUUUAAAGAAGCAAUCAACAUUAUGCCAAUAAAAUUUGUGCUUUAUUAUUUUCAGGUUACAUCCCCACUCACUCAUAAUGUCAGUGGAACUGCCAAAGCAUGUGCUCAGACAGUGAUAGCAACCUGGUGGUACUCUGAGAUGAAAGCAUUACUCUGGUGGGCCAGCAAUUGGGUAGUCCUUGGAGGAUCCUUGGCAUAUACAUAUGUCAAGCAACGAGAAAUGCGAGCUGUGCACAGUACUGCAAAACCACAGCAGUCUGAUUUAUCACAGAAAAAUGAGGAAGAACUCAAGUGUUAAGAUGUGGAGAUAGUGUCAUCAUAUGUUCAGUCAGAAGUGCAGCUUGUUCACCUGUCAAGUCAUUUUUAGUUUUCUUUCUUUCUUUCAACGCACCAGCCGUAUCCCACCGAGGCAGGGUGGCCCAAAAAGAAAAACAAAAGUUUCUCUUUUAACUUCAGUAAUGUAUACAGGAGAAGGGGUUACUAGCCCCUUGCUCUCAGCAUUUUAAUACUCUAUUGAAUUUCCUAGUUGUAUAACCAUUUUCUGGCAGAAACAUAUUCUUUUAAGGACAAUAGAAACUUUUUUUUUUUUUUUUUUUUCAACAAGUCGGCCGUCUCCCACCGAGGCAGGGUGACCCAAAAAAAAGAAAGAAAAUCCCCAAAAAAGAAAAUACUUUCAUCAUCAUUCAACACUUUCACCACACUCGCACAUUAUCACUGUUUUUGCAGAGGUGCUCAGAAUACAAUAGAAACUUACAGAAGUUUAUUUUUUACUUAGCCAUAUUAAUUUGGACAUUCAUUUUAAAUAUAAAAACUAUGCAAGGAACAAGAUGUCAAGAUUACAAACAAGUAUGAACAUAUCCAGAUUCAGUGUUACUGAUAUGUAGUGAGUUUUUUGGGGGGUAGGUCAUAAUAGCAUUUUAACCUUUUGAAAUUUUGGAAAAUAGAUAAUUCCCAUAUCACUAUCACUCAUUCCCCCACGCGUCCCUGAAGAGAGUUCCGGGGGUCAACAACCCCGCGGCCUGGUCUGUGACCAGGCCUCAUGGUGGAUCAGGGCUUGAUCAGCCAGGCUGAUACUGCUGGCUGCACGCAAUCCAACGUACGAGCCACAGCCCGGGUGGUCAGGUACUGACUUUAGGUGCUUGUCCAGUGCCUGCUUGAAGACAGCCAGGGGUCUAUUGGUAAUCCCCCAUAUGUAUACUGGGAGGCAGUUGAACAGUCUUGGACCCCUGACACUUAUUGUGUUGUCUCUUAACGUGCUAGUGACACCCUUGCUUUUCAUUGGGGGUAUGUUGCAUCGUCUGCCGAGUCUUUUGCUUUCGUAGUGAGUGAUUUUCGUGUGCAAGUUCGGUACUAGUCCCUCUAGGAUUUUCCAGGUGUAUAUAAUCAUGUAUCUCUCUCCCGCCUGCAUUCCAGGGAGUACAGGUUCAGGAACUUCAAGUGCUCCCAGUAAUUGAGGCGUUUUUAUCUCCGUUAUGUGCGCUGUGAAGGUUCUCUGUACAUUUUCUAGGUCAGCAAUUUCACCUGCCUUGAAAGGUGCUGUUAGUGUGCAGCAAUAUUCCAGCCUAGAUAGAACAAGCAACCUGAAGAGUGUCAUCAUGGACUUGGCAUCCCUAGUUUUAAAGGUUCUCAUUAUCCAUCCUGUCAUUUUUCUAGCAGAUGCGAUUGAUACAAUGUUAUGGUCCUUGAAAGUGAGAUCCUCCGACAUGAUCACUCCCAGGUCUUUGACGUUGGUUUUUUGCUCUACUUUGUGGCUGGAAUUUGUUUUGUACUCUGAUGAAGUUUUAAUUUCCUCAUGUUUACCAUAUCGGAGUAAUUGAAAUUUUUCAUCGUUGAACUUCAUAUUGUUUUCUGCAACCCAUUGAAAUAUUUGGUUGAUGUCCGCCUGGAGCCUUGUAGUGUCUGCAAUGGAAGACACUUUCAUGCAGAUUCGGGUGUCAUCUGCAAAGGAAGACACGGUGCUGUGGCUGACAUCCUUGUCUAUGUCAGAUAUGAGGAUGAGAAACAAGAUUGGAGCAAGCUUUUCACCGUAGCCUCCUCAGACUUUACUCUGUUGACUACUACUCUUAGUGUUCUGUUAGUGAGGAAAUUAUAGAUUCAUCUACCAACUUUUGCUGCUAUUCCUUUAGCAUGCAUUUUAUGCGCUAUAGCACGCAUUUUAUGCGCUAUUACGCCAUGGUCACGCUUGUCAAAGGCUUUUGCAAAGUCUGAAUAUGUUACAUCCGCAUUCUUUUUGUCUUCUAGUACAUCUAGGACCGUGUCGUAGUGAUCCAGUAGUUGAGACAGACAGGAGCAACCUGCUCUAAACUCAUGCUGCCCUGGGAUGUGUAACUGAUGGGUAUCUAGAUGGAUGGCGAUCUUGCUUCUUAGGACCCUUUCAAAGAUUUUUAUGAUAUGGGAUGUUAGUGCUAUUAGUCUGUAGUUCUUUGCUAUUGCUUUACUGCCCCCUUUGUGGAGUGGGGCUAUGUCUGUUGUUUUUAGUAACUGUGGGACGACCCCAGUAUCCAUACUCCCUCUCCAUAGGAUGGUAAAAGCACAUGAUAGGGGCUUCUUGCAGUUCUUGAUGAACACAGAGUUCCAUGAGUCUGGCCCUGGGGCAGAGUGCAUGGCCAUGUCAUUUAUCACCUGUUCAGAGUCACUUGGCAUCAGGAUAACAUCAGAUAGGCUUAUGUUUACCAAAUUCUGUGGCUCUCUCAUAAAAAAUUCAUUUGGAUCUUCGACUCUCAGUCUGGUUAGCAGCUUGCUAAAAUCUGAGUCAUAUUGGGACUUGAAUAGUUCACUCAUUUCCUUGCUGUCAUCUGUGUAGGACCCAUCUUGUUUAAGUAGGGGCCCAGUACUGGAUGUCGUUCUCAACUUUGAUUUGGCAUAAGAAAAGAAAUACUUUGGGUUUCUUUCAAUUUCAUUUAUGGCUUUUAGUUCUUCCCGCGAUUCCUGACUCCUAUAAGAUUCCUUUAGCUUUAGUUCGAUGUUUGCUAUUUCUCUGAGUAGUGUCUCCUUAUGCAUUUCAGAUAUAUUGGCCUCUUUUAGCUGCUCUGUUAUUCUUUUCCGUCGCCUGUAAAGGGAGCGCCUGUCUGUUUCUAUUUUACAUCUACUCCUUUUUCUUGAAGGAAUAAGCCUUGAGCAUACAUGGAGUGCCACAGAGGUAAUCUGUUCUAGGCAUAAGUUGGAGUCUGUGUUACUUAGUGUAUCUUCCCAGCUUAUAUCAUUUAGGACUUGGUUUACUUGGUCCCACUUUAUGUUCUUGUUAUUGAAGUUGAAUUUGGUGAAGGCUCCCUUGUGACUGAUCUCAUUUUGUCGGUCUGGGGCUCCGCACAUACAUGUCUGAACCUUGAUUAUGUUGUCUCACACCUGUCCAACCCAUUCCCAUGCUCUUUCUACUAACAUACCUCUAAUACACCAUUCUAACUUGGUUUCACAUGUCUCCAGAUCCUUUCUCCAACAUGCAUUCAUGCUCCUUAAGGCAUGCUCUCUUCUUCACUGUCAGCAAUUGGAAGAUAGAGGAGGACAGUAGGGAAAUAAUUCUUGCGUUUGUUUCUCUAGUAAGAUAUACUGGGAUAGGGAAUGUGCUAUCAGGGACCAGGGAUACCUUCAUCAGCUGCACUGGCAACUUAAUCAUAUCUGUGUAAUUUAUUAUGAUAUGGUCAUGGAGACAAAUUGUUUUUUGGGACUUACUGAGCUGUUGGGGUGUGAGCAGGGUAAUAUUUUGUGAAGUGAUUCAGGGGAACUGGUUAGCCAGACUUGAGUCCUGGACGUGGGAAGUACAAUGCCUGCACUUUAAAGGAGGGGUUUGGGAUAUUUGCUGUUUGGAACGACAUCUGAACUGUUGCAUCUGAGCUCUUCUGCAAAGACUGAUUGUGGGUGAAUGAUGGUGAAAAUGUUUCUUUCUUUUUUGAGUGGGAGAUGGCCAGCAUGUUAAACAUUUUUUUUAAGUUAUGGUAAUUACUACUUUAUGAUGAUUUAAUUAUUUUUUCUUCUUUUUUUUUAGUUAGUUUCUUUGUGGUGGUUUUGUAGGUUAGAUUAGAUAGGAAUUGCUGUUCAAAUAACCAAGGGUAGAUUAAAUUAGGUUUGGUAAGAUCUGUUGUAUGACAAGCUGUGGCUACUAAGCUAGGAUAGCUGCUAAGCAGGCCUAAUGUUCACUGCAUGUUUGUAAUUAGGCCUUUCCAUGACUGUUCCCUUUGAUUUUGUUUAUUAACUUUUUCACUGUCUGUCACCAUGAACUACGUCAUUAAGGUCUGUGUCAUGAGCUCAGCUCACUCAGAUGCUGUGAGGCUGUUAGUGGUAAAUUUUAGCCUAGAUAUGAAAGAAUGGGUUGGUGAGUGUGCCAGUAUAAAAAAAUUCCUACUUCAUGCUGUGUGUGAUGGGAAAAACAAAACUGUGAGGUGUGUAUAAUAUAAUAAUAAUAUAAUAUCUUCAUUUCUACAAGUACAUAUACAAGGUAUACAGGCCUAUCUGACAUCAGUGACAUACUACUACAUAUAUAGAAAGCCACUUGUUAUGCAGAACAUUUCAGCAAAUUAGGUCAGUUUUGUCCCAGGAUGCGACCCACACCAGUUGACUAACUCCCAUGUACCCAUUUUACUGAUGGGGAACAUAGACAUCUGGUGUAAAGAAACACUCUGGGAAUCGAACCCAGACCCUUGCCAUGUAAAGCAAGAGCUUUGGCCACCAGGCCACGAUAUAAAAUGGUUUAAAAUAGCGAUGGUGUUAUUGGCUGUUUUUUAGUAUCAUUCGAUAGAUUGGAAGAGAUACUGCUGCAAUAGAGAUUUUUGUGAUUGGUUUCAGGAUUGGAAAUAGCUUGAAAUUGAGCUCAAAGUAGUGGAAAUAUUAAAUUUUUGCCAAUAUUCCAGAGGACAGGUAAGGCCACUCUACAACCUCCAGUCUAUUUUAUGGGUUUUUAAUAGGUUUGAUUCAAUUAUUGGGAUGCUGUAAACCAUGACUAAUCCUUUCUGGUUAUACUUUAUUAUAUGAGAAAUAGAGUAAAUCUUCUGUUUUUGUUUGAAUAAAAAUUCAAAAUGGAAGGCAAGUGUAAUAUAGGAGAAGUCUGGGGACGUGACUAAUGAACAGAUUAAAUGUUGUUUUAGUGACAGGAAUGUUUACAUUGUUUAGUAUGGACUCUAUUUACAAAUAAGUAUUUCUUAAUUUUGUAUAAAAUUGGCCAUAUUACCGACUUCUGUGCUCAGUCAAUAGAACAGAAAGCAUACUAGCAAAAUAGCUAAGGAUUUAGUCAAAUGGAACAAUGGAAUUGGCUUUUAAUAGGACUCAAAGUGGACAAUUACUGAUGCAUAAAUUGCGCCUAGACCGCUAACUUUACGCCUGUGAUUCCAUAAAUUUUCUGUCAAAGUUUGUACUUUAGGUGUUAUUACCUUCAGAAAAUGAUUCUCUACCACUUCAGAAGAAAAAAUAUAUUUUUUUAAAAAGUGGACACAGAGCAAUAUUAAUUUUGGGGGUCUGGACAGUGAAAGCAUUAAUGUAUAUAUAUAUAUUUUAUGGCAUCACUGUAUGUCUUGUGUUAUUUAGCCUGGUCAUUAUGGCUAAGUUGUUGUUCUUCAUUUCUACCAACACUUUCAUGAUCACUCACUCCAUCACUGUUACCAGAGGCAUGCCAAUACUACAGUUCAAAACUGCAAAUAUCCACACCGCUCCUUCAGAGUGCAGGCACUGUACUUCCCACCCCUAGGACUUAGGUCUGGCUAACUGGUUUCCCUGACUCCCUCCAUAAAUGUUACUUGCUCAUUAAGCCAUAAAAAUUAUUUGUCCCCAUGCAACCCACACAAGCCUGCUGGAGGCUCAGGCCCCUAGGACUCAAGAACUCCUUUACUCCCUCCCUCCAACCUUUCCUGGAAUGAUUUCUACCCCUCCUUCCUUCUGCCCUAGAUUUGUACACCCUCUUGGUCAUCCUUUACUGCUCCAUCCUCUCUAAAUGCUCAGAUCAUAUCAGCAACCCCUCCUCAGCCCUUGGCAUUAUAAGAACAUAAGAAUGGAGGAACACUGCAGAAGGCCUACUGGCCCAUGUGAGGCAGGUCCUUAUCAAAACGACCUCUACCCAAAGCUACCCAAGAAUUAACUCCCGUACCCAAUGACACCAAUCAAACCCAGCCCCUCCCACUCAUAUAUUUGUCCAGUCUCUUCUUAAAGCUACCCAAGGUCCUAGCCUCUACCACCCCACUGGGAAGACUGUUCCACACAUCUACAACUCUGUUAGAAAACCAGUACUUACCUAUGUCCUUUCUAAAUCUAAAUUUAUCCAACUUAAAUCCAUUAUUUCUGGUUCUUACCUGGUUCGACACCUUCAGUACUUUAUUAAUAUCUCCCUUGUUUAUGCCCGUCAUCCACUUAUACACUUCAAUGAUAUCUCCCCUCAUUCUACGCCUCUCCAGAGAGUGGAGAUUUAAGGCUUUAAGUCUAUCUUCAUACGGGAGGUUCCUUACACAGUAAAUCAUUUUAGUCAUUCUUCUCUUUAUGCUCUCUAAUGAGUCUAUAUCCAUCCUGUAGUAAGGGGACCAAAACUGAGCAGCAUAAUCUAAAUGAGGCCUCACUAGUGAUGUAUUUAUCCAUGUAUUUAUCCAACCUAUAUUUGAAACUACCCAUAGUUCUAGCCUCAAUAACCCAACUAGGUAGACUGUUCCACUCAUCAACUACCCUAUUUCCAAACCAAUACUUUCCUGCAUCCCUUCUAAAUCUAAACUUGUCCAAUUUGAAUCCAUUACUGCGGAUUCUCUCCUGGAGAGAUAUCCUCAAGACCUUGCUAAUUUCCUCCUUAUUAAUACCCAUCUUCCACUUAUACACUUCGAUCAUGUCUCCCCUCAUUCUUCGUCUAACAAGUGAAUGUAAUUUAAGUGUCUUCAAUCUUUCUUCAUAAGGAAGAUUUUUAAUGCUAUGUAUUAAUUUAGUCAUUCUACGCUGAAUGUUUUCUAACAAAUUUAUGUCCAUUCUGUAAUAUGGAGACCAGAACUGAGCUGCAUAAUCUAGGUGAGGCCUUACUAAUGAUGUAUAAAGCUGCAGUAUAACCUCUGGACUUCUGUUGCUUACACUUCUUGAUAUGGUAUAAACCUUGGUAAUAAAUACCGACAAGUUGGUUUAGAAAGACACGUAAGCAAACACUAUAACAUAUUUAUCAGAAAACGUUUCGGUCCUGGGACCUUGAUCACUUCUAACAUACAGAGGUAGAAAGACGUGUCUUUCUAAACCAACUUCAUGAUAUAAAUCUCAAUAAUCUAUUUGCCUUAUUACACACGCUUAGGCACUGCUGUCUUGGUUUAAUUAAGGUUGCUGCUUAUCAUAACCCCCAAAUCUUUCUCGCAUUCUAUACGGCUAAGUUCAACAUUAUUAAGCUGGUAGGUGCUAGGGUUAUGGAAAUAAAUGGUAUAAAAUACUGACACAAUGGAAAUAUAAACACAUAUGCAGUAUAAUGUGAUCCUUUAUUGACUACGUUUCGCCCACACAGUGGGCUUUUUCAAGUCUUCUAAUUUCUACACUCCAUAUUCUUUGCAUGAUAUUCAUGAAGUGAUAACAUGAUUAACCAAUAAAAUUUUCCAUGGGUUGUGAUACAUGUGCCUUCAAAUGUAUGUUUAAGUGUGUUUUUUAAAUUAUAGUUGUAUCUUUUUAUAGUUACAAUUGUAGUAGAGCUAUGAUUGUUGUACAGUAUUCCUUUUAAUGCUCUGUGCAAAUAGUUGCGGCGAACACAACUUCCUCUGAGCUCAUUAGUAAAAUAUGUAAUCAUCAUCAUCUCCUCACUUCCUACUUCCUGUCUUUAUUACUAUUGGUUCUAUAUAUUAAUCCUUUUUUCUUACCUUGGAAAUUCAUUAUAUUCCAUAAGUUUGAGCUCUGUAAUUUCAGAUUAGUAUUUGUUGUGUUAUUUUGCAUUUCCAUUUUUAUAAUACACUAUUGCACGCUAUUUAAAAAUGGUCUUAGAUCAUCAUACUGUAUUUUCCUUUGAUAUAAUCAGUUACAUAGUCAGUUUUAUUUGUUUUUUCUUUUUCCUCCCUGGAGUCAUAAUUUGCAAUUUACUAUACAUUAUUUCCAGUAGGACAUACCCACUUUCAUCAUGUUUAUUAUUUCAUAUUUUCUAGUAAAUAAUAGGUCAAGCAGAGAUGGUAUGGUACUGCCUCUGCUGGUCACUUCUUUAUUGUAUUCAGAUGUAAACAAAGGUUUCAGUUACAUUUGUUAAAUGGUAGGUUGCAUACAUUUGAAAUUAUGAGCUUUUGUCUUUGUUUUUUAUUUAUAUAGCAAAAAUUUUAAUAUUAUUUGUGUUUUGGACCUUAGUUUCUGUAGCUUUCAGUGUUUAUUUUUUUUCAAGUGUUUACCUUAUCUUCCUUUUUUUUCUGUUUUAUCCCUUUCUCUUAUGGAUUAGUUUCCCUCAAAUACUAUGUCACUUACAAUGUUUAACUAGUUUCAGUUUGAACUUUUUUUUAUAAAUUUAUUUUUAUCUUCUUUUCUUGUGUCCAUUUGUUUUUGGUCUGUUUCUCUCUGUACCUUGUUCAGUGAACCAACUGAUGGGUGGGAUUAGGGUUAUUAUUCUGCAAGAAAAGCUGCCCUUUUCUUCAUCAUUUAUUGUUUUACCUAAACAACCAUCUCUGGAGAUGCUGACCUGAAGAAGAAAACAUAUUCACUUCUUGCCAGAAGUGCGGCCACAUCACAGUUCAGAUGACUCUCCAACCACAACAUCUCCACUCCUUCUCCAGAGUGCAGGCACUUUCCUCCCCACCUCUAGAACUCAGGUCUAGCAAAUAAUUUUUGCAUAAUAAUUGUUAUAAUUUCUGUAUGUAUGUACUCUAUUAUUUAUUUUGGUUCUCUUCGACUUCAGUAAGUUUUAGCAAUUUGAUAUGGUCUUUCAGUCUUCCUUUUCUUUUUUUUUUUUUUUAGUGUAUCACUGAUUGUUUUGUAUCUUUUAGUAUUAUGAAACUUCAAGCUGUAUUGUUUUUUAUGUCAUUAUUUAUGAUUGUAAUACCUUUCAAGUGUUGUGAUAAAUUUCUUGCAAUACAUUAACUAUUUGCAAAGAAAAGUUGUUAAUUUUUCUUAUGAAAGUAGGUUGUUACAUGUUGAUUUUUUUUUCAAUGAAUAAAAAAUUUAUUUUUCUGCAAUUUUAUUUGUUAAUUGUUUGGGUCUUGUGAUAACUUGUGUGAUUACUGUGCAUCCCAGAGGUAAAAUUCUUUUGUUUCAUGAGCUUUGACUCAUAAUUGUGACAAUAAUAGUAACAAAAGAUUCCAGCAGCACCAAUAUUAAGAAAUAUUAUCCUUAAAGUUGUUAUAAAGUAUAAUUUUUUAUUGUUUGCAGAACAUUCAGCUUCUAAAUUCUGCAUAUAUGGUCUAGCCAGAUUGCUCUUGUUGCAUUAUAUAAGUUUUAUAAUUAAUGUUUCAUUGAAUUGUAAGUGCGUUUUCUAGUAAAGGAUGCCAACGGAAUCAGUAUUAAUUAUUGUGUGAACAAUAUAAAUACAAAAUUCUGCACAGUAUCAAAUUUAAAGCAUUGUUUUUUAUCACCUGUUUGCAAAGGAUCUUAGUUGUUAGUGAAUCUGCAUGUGAGAUGUAUCAUGUAUUUAGUGUGUGCCAGAAAACAAGUUUGGUUAUGUAGGUAUCUUUAAAACCACUCAGUCAAGUUGAAUAAGUUUGAUAAAAGACAAGAGCAAAAUCUAGAAUCUGGAGCUAAUUAAUUGAUUUUUAGCACAUUUAACCUGCUUAGUUAUGUAAUUUGCAAAUAUUAAAGGUGCUUUUCAAAUUCAAAGAUGCACCAAAGUCUACAUUUAUUGAAAAUGUUUACCAUUUUAUAUACUAAUAUGUAUUGUAACAGAGUAGACAAGUUUUCUGUAAAACGAAGUUACUCUGUGGGUAAUAGGUUAAAAAUAAAUUUGGGCAUUGUGAAUACACAGUAGUUUGAGCAUUAGUACAAUCUAUAAGUUUAGAAUAGUAUGCAGGUUUAUCUAAUUAUUUAUGAUUUUUUUAAAUUGUAACUAAAUAAUUGAAUGUGAGCAGUGAUUAAUAUUGUAUCUAUAAGCAUUAAUAUCAAAGACUGUAGAGUACUUUAAUAUUAUGACUGACUGUUUGUAUUCAUAUAAAGAAUUGAGUGAUGCAGGGAGUGUAAUGUGAAUACAGUAAUUGUUUUCUCAACUGAUUUUUGUGAUGUUUAAAUUGCACAUGUAUUAAAUGAAUAAAUAUGUUUUAUA